This is a messenger RNA of Colletotrichum orchidophilum, 393 nucleotides long. RefSeq lists its product as uncharacterized. Lineage: Eukaryota; Fungi; Ascomycota; Sordariomycetes; Glomerellales; Glomerellaceae. The coding region runs from base 1 to 393 and encodes 130 amino acids. The record is from RefSeq and is a predicted model, not a curated record. The transcript has 2 exons.
AUGUCUCCCAACGUUCUCGCCGACAAGGACGUCAACGCCGCCGUCGUGGCCAACGACCCGCAGGCCGCCAAGGACCUCAAGAGCAUGGAGUACCACCGCCAGGUCCUGCAGAACAAGAUGGCCCAAGAGAAGUACGACUGGCUGCAAACUCGUAACUGCAGCAAGAACAAAGCCCUAAACUCCACUGUCCUCGAUAGGUCCAAGACGUACAUCUCGCCAUCUGACGACAUUAUGAGCCCUUGCACUGCCAAGCUCAGCGCCCUCCGCAACAAGCAGGUUGGCAAGGUCAAGCCCAAGUCCCUCUUCGCUCAGACUUCCGCCAAGAAGCUCAGAGGUGAUGCCGCUCUCUUCGGCGACCAAGCAGGCACGCCCACCAAGGACAAUGCCUUCUAG